AUGCCAGCCACGGGUUACUUGGGUAUCUUGCCUUGUUGUAGAUCUCCUCGUGUUGUGCAUGAGCCUCAAUCCCCGCCGCCGCCACUUCCUGACCCAAAGUAUCUCCAAAUUGACAAUAUCUGUAAGAUCGAGUACGUUGACGUUGAGCCUCAACAAUCCGUCUCAGCAACAGUUGUGUGUGUUCAUGGCGCUCCUGGAAGUUUCCGAGACUAUCGCUAUCUCAUACCAAUGCUUGCGGAACAGCAGCGUGGUAUUCGGCUCAUCGGUGUCAAUCUUCCAGGCUACAUGGGCUCGGAGGUGGAAAAGGCGCAUUAUCUCAAGACAGUCUCAGCUCUACGUGCUGCAGAAGUGGUACUACAGGCGAUUCGUCAGCUUUGUGGUACGAUAGAAAUGGAUGGCGGUGAUAUAGUCCUCGUUGGCCACUCCUUUGGUGCCCACACAGUGAUCAACAUGGCAGCAAUGAACGAGACACUGCGAGUUGCUGGAGAUAACGUCAACACGAUCAGACUUCGAGGAAUUGCAGUUCUGGCACCAGCUGGGUGUGUUCCUCAAAGAAUGGUGAAAGAAAUCCCGAUAAAGAUGCUGGUCACACUACUACGAUCUCGCAGUACCGUGGUUGUUCGGUUAGCAACACGCUUCGUCAAGUAUCUGUACACGGAAUUGCUGGGUUUCCCCAGACGAACUCCAGCGACGUCAUGUGUAUCUGCUGUGAUUCGAGCGGGGACUACAAAGUUCCCACUGAUCCGAACUCAAGUGAAUUUUCUAAAGGAAAUGAAAAUGCCAGUGUUCGUCGCGUGGGCACUUGACGAUGUUCUGGUUGAGCCUGAAAUUCCCGAAGAACUCGGCAAACUCUCACACCCUGGCCCGCGUCUUGAGUUCGCUGGAGGUGGACACAAUAUUCAGAAAACUCGAGUCGAGCAAGUCACAGCUGCAAUGAGCUCGUGGAUUCAGUCAAUCCUGAGUGAAUGCAACUCACUUGAGACUGGUAUGACUCAGCAUUUGCCAUAA
Messenger RNA from Phytophthora infestans T30-4, 1008 nucleotides. RefSeq lists its product as uncharacterized. Bases 1 to 1008 code for a protein of 335 amino acids. Gene Ontology annotation, molecular function: catalytic activity. Lineage: Eukaryota; Oomycota; Peronosporomycetes; Peronosporales; Peronosporaceae. The record is from RefSeq and is a predicted model, not a curated record. The transcript has a single exon.